This is a messenger RNA of Eriocheir sinensis (Chinese mitten crab), 2725 nucleotides long. Its product is annotated as putative zinc finger protein 833. Gene Ontology annotation, biological process: regulation of transcription by RNA polymerase II. The transcript has 2 exons. The record is from RefSeq and is a predicted model, not a curated record. Gene Ontology annotation, molecular function: DNA-binding transcription factor activity, RNA polymerase II-specific; RNA polymerase II transcription regulatory region sequence-specific DNA binding. Gene Ontology annotation, cellular component: nucleus. Lineage: Eukaryota; Metazoa; Arthropoda; Malacostraca; Decapoda; Varunidae. Bases 1574 to 2362 code for a protein of 262 amino acids.
CCUUGGCCAGACGCGGGGCGGCCACUCACAUACUCAGGCCAGUUUUUUGUUUUUUUUCGCAGGAAAGGAAGCAGCUCAAGGGCAUAGGAACAUAAUAGAAAAAAAAUGCCCGCUAGUCGCUGCUCCAAAAAAAGAUAUAAAUAUAGAGUGGCCUAAUGCUGAUAUACCGCCCUCCUCCCAAAAUUGUAAUCUUGAAAUAAUAAUGAAAAUUUAAAGCUAAUACAACAAAGCUCACCAGAAAUAAAACUGCUUUGUCGUCACCAUACUCAGAAACAUGGGACAAUACACUAUAAUCAGAAGCAGUGAAAAAUAGCUCAAGCCCAAGCAAGGCUCGGGAAUACAGACUAAUGCUGCCUAUAUACUGAAAACGGUGCAUUACGUACUGUAUCACAAGUAUUAAUCUAAAAUAUUUAAACCUAGCAAGCCAUACCACCUCCUAAUGGGGAAGGCUUCACCCCCUCUGACCCCCCCCUGUAUUAUAAUCUAACCUAAGCUAACAUCAUUUCCCAGUGGAGGGACUCUGUCUCCCCUCAUUUAACCACUUCAGGAGGAAAUGAUUACAUAGAAAGAUGAAUAGUACGACAAGAUAUGUCAGUAAAUAGAGCCAAACUCAGGAGUACGCCACAUUAAAACUAGUUAAUAGUGUACCAAAAACUCAUUCUAUGGGUUAUGUUAAGACCCAGACUCAGUGGUGCAAACUCCCAUUGGCUGAGAAAGAUACGUUGUCCUGAUUAUCAUAUCAAGUGAACCUUCUCGACAUGUCCACUGGUGCAAUACUUCAGAAGACAGCAGGUGUCAGGUCAGGAUGGACCGUGACUGUUAUGGCCUUCUACGGCGGCCCUCCCUGAUUGCCCUGCACUUAUCAACACGGCCCUCCCUAACGGCCCCAUAAUUGUCACUGCCUGACAGCCCUACAUUUACUUGGACGACUCUCCUUACCUGCUCUUCACCUACUUGUAGUUGGUUGAGAGAUCGACUGGAGAUCUCUCCUUAAAGUAACUUAUGGAAGUCAAGGCGGGAAGGAGGCAGCCCUGGAAUGCUGAGAGGCAGCUAGCACAGCAACUGACAGCUGCACCAGCAUGACUACACCACACCUCUGACUACCUAAGAGACUCCUGGACCAAAUAAGACCAUCCACAUACAAGCUGGCCAUAAGGCUAGCUACAGCAUGCCAUAGAUUACCAUUGCUUCACUAAGAUACUCACAUUACUACCAGAGUUUAUUUUAUGAUACUGUAAAUGAAUGUGUGCUCAAAUAGGCUAGUCAUUGAAGAGUUUAUUUAUGUUUAGCCCAAAUUUAUGCUGAAUUAUAUAAUGUGCUCUUAUGUGCAAUUUUUUUUUUAAUUAUUUGUAGCUUUAUAAUUUAUGAACUUCUCAUUGCCUUGCAUAAACUAUAGAAGAUUAUUUGCUGUCAGUAGGAAUAAGACUUGGAAUGCUUUGCCUUACACUACUGUGUGGAAACUUUUGUAUUAGAUGCUCAGUGCAAUGUGAAAUUAAUGUAAGGUAAAUAUUUUCUAUGAGAAUCAGUUACCCCAAAUAUUUUUAUAUCACUAGUUCACCUGUGUACUGGAAGAAUGGAUACAAAGCUCCACCACACUUCAUAUGAAUGUAUCGAGUGUGGCCGCAAGUUCUCUGCCCCACAAGCAUUGAGAAUACACUCCCGGAUGCAUGAUGGCAGAAAGACGUAUCAGUGCCAAGACUGCGGGAAAACAUUCAGGAUGGAAUUCUACUUCAAGUACCACCGCAUGAAUGACACUGGCAUCAACAAGUUUGAAUGUGGCAUAUGUGAGAAAAAGUUCAGCAAUGAGAGUUGUGUGGACACCCACUACAAAAUUCAUUCCAAUGAAAAGUCCUAUGAAUGCAGAAAGUGUGGGAAAGUGUACAUCCAGCUUGGCAGCUUCAAAAAUCAUGUUAUGGCUCACCCACCAACCUUCACAUGCAAGGAAUGCGGGAAAAUUUUCACUGACAAGAUCACUCUAACAUCACAUGAGCGAGCACAUGUUUCACAGAAGCCUUAUGAAUGUUUGAACUGUGGCAAAAGGUUUGCCCAUGCUUUUAAUUUGGAAAUACAUACAGAGUCUUACUGUACAUUUCAAAGAGAGGACAGAGAAAAAGGUACUAAUAAUGCAAAGCCACAAGGGCAGCGGUCUGUGUGGGACACCACGACGGGUCAAAAUAAGAAAGGAAGAAGGGGAAGAGCACGCACAGUGGAGGUGGAGGUGAUUGACCUUGGUUCAGACUCAGAGCCCGAGGAAGUACAACCUGAAGACUUCCUGCCCCUAGAGGUGUGUCUCAAUGAGGGAGAGGAAGAGCUCAGUAUACGAGAUCUCAUGGAAAGAUAUGAAGACAAAGAAGACAUUUAGUUUUGGGAUAUGCCAGAACUUAUAGUUACUUUUAUAUCAUUUUAUGGUAUUUUUGUGUGAAAAUUAAGUGAUAAAUAAUCUUUAAUAAUUGUACAUGGUAAUCCAUCUCAGGCACCUUUAAUAGUGAAGCUCAAAACACUCAUCUGUGAAGAAAGUUUGUUUCAAUUUCACAAAAGAAAGUCUCAUAUGAAAUACUCACUUUGGUAGCAUAGCUGUUUCACAUCAAAGAAAUGUAAUGUCUAAUUUUUGCACAUUUCCAUAAAAUAUGAAUUAAAAAAAAAAAUUUCAUUCAUCUUCCAUACUUUGUGGUUAUUUUCAUGAAAAGUUUCACUUCAGCUAUUUCAUAUGUAAGAAAAUUUUGCA